Molecule: messenger RNA, 1198 nt
Organism: Chanos chanos (milkfish)
Lineage: Eukaryota; Metazoa; Chordata; Actinopteri; Gonorynchiformes; Chanidae
Gene: snrnp48
Product: small nuclear ribonucleoprotein 48 (U11/U12)
Exons: 9
Coding region: 45-1124 (359 amino acids)
Cellular component (GO): nucleoplasm; U12-type spliceosomal complex; cytosol
Source: RefSeq, a predicted model, not a curated record
UCCAUGGCUUAAUUAAUUGCUUAAUUUUUCGAUAUUAUCGUAAAAUGUCUGAUACGGCUUUACCUGAAACAUUACAAGGACGUUUACACAUGUUGGACGAACUUACGGAAUUCACAGAAAGUUGUCAUACACAGCUGAAACAACUUUUUGACACAUUGGGAUGGAGCCAAGACGUGGGGCUAGACUCUCUGCAGACUAUGGAAACAUGCCCCAUCGACCCAAAUCACACAGUUCCAAGUGUGAGUAUGGAGAGACACAAAGCCGCCUGUCAGCGCAGCCAGCUGUGUUACUCCAAAGAAGAGCAGGAAGAGAUGUAUGAUCCUACAGUGUACUAUGAAAAGGCUAAUAUUCCCAGUAUAAGUAUGGAUAAGGAUUCACAGAGUCAAGUGAUUCUCCAAGCUAGGGCAAAUGCUCCACCAGAAAGAUCAAUGGAACUUUAUGGCCAAAGUGAUUACUCAGCAGAUCCUCCUGAUGUACCUCAGAAUCACAAGCGAGCCAUUUGUGACCUCACAGUUGCCGACCGACUGGCUCUUUAUGAUAAUGUGAUACAGGAAGCCAGCCAACAGAAAGUCAAAGCCGAGUCUGCUGCCACUGAGGACCUUUAUGUGGAUUUGAUUGCAAAGCUUAAGAAAGACGAGGCUCAGAGUGGUCCGAAGUCUCACCUAGAGGUCUUGGCUGAGAUGAGGGACUACAGAAGACGCCGGCAGUCGUACAGAGCUAAGAACGUUCACAUCACCAAGAAGUCCUACACUGAGGUUAUUCGAGAGGUGAUUGACGUCCACUCCAGUGAACUGGCCAGAGUGUGGCAAGAGGAGGAGAAAGAGCAGGAAGAAGAGAAGGAGUCCCACACAUCCAAACACUCUACUCACAGGAUGGGGUCAGAGGACAGACGCUCUGCCUCUGAGGAGUCACACGAAUCUCAUGGCAGCUCCAGAGGCGAGCACAGCUCCCGCAGCAAGCACCAUCGCAAACGCAGCCGCAAACGCAGCCACAAAGGCAGCCGAGAGAAGAGCCAGGAGCGCAACAGAGACAAAGAGAGCAGCUCAAGGAAGAGGGACAGAGAAUCUCAGUCCCCUGAAGAAAGACACAGGGAACACAAGAAGAAAAAGAAGAAGAAGAAAUAAAUUCUUAAAAUCCCAAAGGAAACCUUGACGUGAAGACAUUCAUCUCUUCUAUACUGAGAAUAAGAAUGUUCUAU